UUUUUACAAAGUGCAGCCAAAAGGAAUUUGCAAGUAGAAGUAUCAAAGGCUUUGAGAGCCAUCUAUCUUCCUAAUCCUUGUUAUAUCCCCUAAACUACCUAUAUACUAUAUAGUCUCUUCUCAGUACCUUCUUUCUGGGUUUUUUCUCUUCCCUCUCUUUUUGUGAUGAAUCACUGAUCAUCUUUUUUCUGCAUGCAACUUCGUUUUCUUGGAUAAUAGGGAGGGGGAAAAGAAGCCUUUUAUGAGUAAAUUUUCAAAGAUCGGUGAUACUUGAGUCUUUGAAGUACUUGCAAUAAUUGGUUAAAGAACUUCGCAUCUGCAAUGGGGUCUCUCCAAUACGUUUUCAUUCGCAAAAAACUGAAGUAACCGGAUGUUGAUAAGCAGCAAUUCGUAAGACUUAUCGGCUGGCUGAGAAAGGAUGCCAAACCAGCUAUGGUUUGCACUAGAAAUGAUUUAUCAGCGUGGAAGGAUUUCCCAAAGGGUCUCAGGGUCCUUCUUCUUGAUGAAGACACCAAUUCUGCUGCAGAGAUAAAAUCAAAGCUUGAAGCUAUGGAUUAUAUUGUAUAUACCUUCUGCAAUGAAAAUGAAGCUCUUUCUGCAGUUUCAAGUAGACCCGAAAGCUUCCAUGUAGCCAUUGUAGAGGUCUGCACAAAUAGUAACAAUGGGGGUUUCAAGUUUCUUGAAACUGCUAAGGACUUGCCUACCAUUAUGACUUCGAACAUUCAUUGUAUCAGCACCAUGAUGAAGUGCAUAGCUCUUGGUGCAGUUGAGUUUCUUAGGAAACCGCUAUCCGAGGAUAAACUAAGGAAUAUAUGGCAGCAUGUUGUUCAUAAGGCAUUCAGUGCAGGGGGGGAUGACCUUUCUGAAUCACUAAAGCCUGUUAAAGAUUAUGUGGCUUCUAUGCUGCAUCAGCAAUUGGAAAACGGAGAAUGUAAGCACGAAGACUUGGAUAAAAUAGAAGAUGCGUCCAUGAUUCAUGAAAACGACCAUGAACCAUCAGCAGUAAAUAAUAAGUACCCGGCUCCUUCAACACCACAAUUACAACAGGGAGGAAGAUUGAUAGUCAAUGGAGAUUGCCAAGAACAUACUAACUGCUCAAUGGAAAAAGAGAGUGGGGAGCCGGAUGGGGAAUCCAAAUCUGUCGAAACUACCAGUGGCCAUACAAUUGCUGAAGUAAUUGCACCGGUUGGCCAACAUCAGAAACCAAGGGAGACCAUGGUAAAAGAGGAGGCUGACUCCGUUGAUGGUGCCAAAGGCGAGCGAACUCUGGACUCUCAUCCUCAAGACAGAGUAAAUAGUGAAGAUUCCCGUGCUGGUGCCGAAAAGCCAAAUACUGUUUCCGGUCUUCAUAGCUCACGUCCAAAUAAAGCUAAUCGAAAAAAAUUGAAGGUAGACUGGACAACCGAACUGCACAAGAAAUUUGUUCAGGCAGUGGACCAACUAGGUAUAGAUCAAGCCAUCCCUUCCCGAAUACUAGAGCUGAUGAAAGUAGAAGGCUUGACAAGGCACAAUGUAGCUAGUCAUCUCCAGAAAUAUCGAAUGCAUAAGAGACACAUUUUGCCGAAGGAAGAUGAUCGAAGAUGGCCACAAAGAGAUCAAACACAAAGGAGUUGUCAUCCACAUAAACCGAUCAUGGCCUUCCCUCCGUAUCACUCCAAUCCUGUUCCGGUUGGUCCAGUCUAUCCCAUGUGGGGAACACCUCAUCCAGCCAGCAUCCAGACGUGGGGCUCGCAAGGUUACUACCACCCAUGGCAACCAACUGAAAGUUGGCAAUGGAAGCCGUAUCCAGGGGUGCAUGCUGAUGCAUGGGGUUGCCCUGUUAUGCCCAUACCUCAGGGAAAUUGCUCGACGUUCACUCAAAAUGGGUACGGAUUUCAUUGUUCUAGAACCAUGGAUAACAGAAGUGGCAUGCCUCAAAAUUCUAUCCAACAUCAGCCGGCUGAGGAGGUAAUUGACGAGGUUGUGAAAGAAGCAAUAAACAAGCCAUGGUUGCCCUUGCCCUUAGGCCUCAAGCCACCUUCUACUGAGAGUGUGCUAGCUGAGCUCUCUAGACAAGGCAUCUCCACCAUCCCUCCUCGCAAUCAACGCCUCUAAAUCCUGCUGAUGUGGCUCCACAUCACUCGGAACUGACAUGUCUGGAGUUUGGACCACCCACCUUCGCUGCACCUGCAUGCACUUUCUCCAUUAAUUGACCGAUCAACGUUUGGAGCUACGCGCCUUUUGGGAGCGCGUAGCUUUUUGUUUUGUAUCGCGGACAUCAUGCCAAACGAAGAAACAAAAGAAAGAAAACUGAUCCAGUUUAUCGCCACAGUGAAAAGGAUCAAGUGCGGUCGCUUUCAUUGGUGACAAAAAUUGUAUGGACUAGAAAUAGCCGCGUAGAUUUGAAUGCCACCGCAGUUUCGAUAUGUGGUUGUAAAUAGUUUCUAACAUGAGACAUGAAACCCUUUGUUUAUAUUGUUUUUGUUCAGUUCAAAUAUUUUGUUUGAA
Molecule: messenger RNA, 2487 nt
Organism: Gossypium raimondii (Peruvian cotton)
Lineage: Eukaryota; Viridiplantae; Streptophyta; Magnoliopsida; Malvales; Malvaceae
Product: two-component response regulator-like APRR2
Exons: 13
Coding region: 433-2094 (553 amino acids)
Biological process (GO): positive regulation of DNA-templated transcription; phosphorelay signal transduction system
Cellular component (GO): nucleus
Molecular function (GO): DNA-binding transcription factor activity; transcription cis-regulatory region binding
Source: RefSeq, a predicted model, not a curated record